AUGGUAGCUCUCAAUCUGGGUUCUAUCGGUCGAUCCUCAGGCAAAAACGGUUUAUCAGAUAUCGAUAAAUCUACACUUAUCGUUCCUCAUAAACCUACACAUUUCCCACAAACACCGUGUCUACAAUCGAUUCCUCAACCAUUACCCAGAUUGACUAUUGAGAAAUCAACACCACUUGACGAAAACUUAACAGUGAAAAAAGAUCCUUUUGCUAGAAACGACGGUUUACAACAUUCUUCAAUUUACAAUACUUUCGCCACCACAUCUCCUCCUUCGAAUCAUUCAACAAAGCCUCACUCCAAACCCCAAUCUCAUAAGAAAUCAGAAAAUCAUUCUCGUUCUCAUUCUCAUUCUCAUCGUCAUCACGAUCAUAUUGAACAUAAACAUAAAAGACAGGACUCAGAAUUUUCUCUUGAUAGACAAGUUGUUGAUAUCGUAGCUGAUUACGUUCGACCAAGUAAAGAUUACAUCCGAAGAGAUAAUGCGAAUUUGCUUGAUACACCUUUGUCACCUACUGAAAGGCCAAUACCAAGCAGAUCCUCGUCAUUCGCCGAUCAAUCAUCACCUCCAUCGCCUCAUAUUCCUCCUGCGAUAUUGUCACAGGAACCAGUCUUGACACCCAAACUACCUUCCAAACAUCUACCUAGUAUGAGAAGUGGUCAACACAAUCCAGAUCCAGGUGCUGUGUCCAAUGUUCGUCGUAAUAGUACUGCCAAAACCGCUCGACAUGCAGAAACGAUCUCACCUGGGAUGUUAGAGAAAAUGGAAGAACUCGAUGAAUUGAAAGGGUUGAGAAACGAUUCAGGUCCUCAUAUCCUCAACAGCUUUGAUCAGACCUUCAACCAAAGUGUCACCAGUGUCGGAUCUAGGACUAAAGCUGAUAGGAUGUUGGGUAUCGAUUCAAAUGCGAAGAUCGCCUCGUUGUAUCUAGUUUCCGGUCUGGGAAAGUCAACAGCUCAAUGGUCUUUCUCUGAUUCUGACUCUUCCCGUGGUAUCCAACCUCUCGAAGACUCGAUGGGACUAUUCUGGCGUCCUGAAAUGUUAGGAAGUUCGUUCAGUGGUGAAAAAGCAGAUGAAUCAGCUCGAACUAGGAAAGAUUCUAAAUCAAGUACUUUUACCAAUGGUCUCUCAAAGGAUAUCAGAGGGAAAUACGUACCCGAUACUGGACCUGAUGGUGCGCAAAAAUUGGUGUCAAAAGCCCUCAAAUUCGCUCAUCCUCGUGAUGUGGAAGUGGUAAAUUCCACCUUGUCACCUCCCACUACCUGUCACGCAUUCACGUUCAACGUUCCUCGACAUGAUACACUCGCUGCUAUCGCUCGAACUCGACUUGACAGUGCUGUCUCAGGUGCUCCCAACACAUUUUCGAUGGUCUCAGCAGUUGACGAACAAGGCUUACUCGAUCCUGCAUUACAUCUUCAAGCUCAAGGUAACCCAAAUAUCAGAAACACCGCUUCUGCCACUGAGCUCACUUACUACGGUGUGACUCUGACUGUCUGGACACAUGCUGAUCGGGAUCGUGCAGUGCAAUUGAAGACUAUCAAAAUGAGAGCGGAACGUGCUAGACUCGGACAAGGAUCCUUGAGUUCAAUCAGUCCUUUAGCCGGAAAGAAAGGAUCAACUGCACCAAGUGAGAAAAGAGGAACGAAAAGAGGUUCAUUGCAUUAUAUGAUGGGUAAAAAUCAAUCUGAAGGUGAUAUUACUGCAAGCGAAACUGAAACUGGAAUGAGUGAUUCUGAUCUAGAAGGUCCACUUGGAAGAAGGGGUAUAAAAAGUGCAUUAGUGGCUGAUAGAUUGUCAACUGUUGAUUCGGUCCCAGAAGAUGCUGCUGCUGCGUAUGAUGAAGCUAGCGAUAUCUUCUGGAUGCCUUAUGCUAUCACUAUGGUGUCCAGGUUUCCGAUUUAUGACUUCCUACAAGACUACCUACGACUCAGUUGGGCACGAUUCUCUAAAAACGCCAAAGUCCAUAUGAUUCAGAUCAACCGAUUGCUUAAUUACGAUCCUCCUAGACCGGGAGAAUCGUUCAGAGUUCCAGUUGGUGAAAAGCCUGAAGAUCAAGUGAUUGUAGAAGGAUAUAUGCCUGGAGGGUUAAUGGAUUUCGAUAAAGGUCUGAUGAAGGUUGAUUUUCAGUUAUGGCCUCUGUUUCAAGCUGUAGACUUGGAUCAUAUCAUAACUGCUGCUGAAAUUGCUUUGUCCAACUCCGGAAGAGUAAUCUUCUGUUCAAAACAUCCCGCUAUGCUCAAUGUGGGAGUCAGCACUCUAAAGUACAUUGUCGAGAUGAGGGGUUGGGGUGGCAUAACCAUGCCUAUGAUACAUGCCCGAGACACUACAUUUGUCAUCGAAGAUCCCGGACCCUAUAUAAUCGGUAUGCCAACAGAAUGUCGAUAUCUCCUGGCCCCGCCUCCCGAGCGCGUUUUGGCUGCAUUGGGGCACUCUUUUCCCAUGGACCGAAGCAUCCCUAUGGAGUUCAAGGUCUCCUAUCCCAAGGGUAAUUUCAGAAAUUUCAAUCGAUUUACUUAUAAAGGUGAAAGACCGCAUUAUCUCGGAGAAAGGCUGAAAGCUCCUAGUUGGUGGAGACAUGAAGUUGUCAUUUCAGCAUUUGACAAGAUUCUAACAGAUAAGCACAAGAAGCCUACUUUAAUUCAAAGAUUAAUGAAGACCGGUAUGGCCAGACCUCAAGCUCAAUUGACAGUCGGAGAACAACUUGCUAAAGCUAUGAUGAGGAGGAGAGCGUCACACUAUGUCGAAACUAGGGACGAUUUGGAGUUGAAAGUAGCUAAAAUCAACAGACGAUUACUCAAGCUCAUUCAAGAAGGCGAUCAUUGGAAGAAACAAUUUGAGAUGUUUGAAAAGUAUGCGGAUAGACUCACCGUCGAGGCGAAUGAAUUGAAAACUAAGAUCGAACGGGAAAGGAGAGAAGCAAAGAGGCUUUCUAAUAUCGCCAAUGAACAAAGUAAGCAAAAUAUAGAGCUCGAAGAAAAAUUGAAGAACACUGAAGAUGCAAGAUCUGAAGCUAUGCGGCAACUAUCAGACAUGCACCAGUCUAUACAAGAGCUUGAAAGGGAAAGAGAGGACAUCAUGAAUUCCCUCGAGGCUCAAAUUAACGGUGCUUUAGCAGGUUUACCUCCAUCUCCAUCCCUUAAUAUUACUGGAUCAGAAACGUCCUCAAGAUCUGCAACACCAGGAGACACAUCUUCAAUCCGUUCAAGAUUAUCUUCAAGAUCCAAAACCACUAACAUGACAUCUACCAGAUCAAAACCUAUGAGUGUUUUAGGCCAAGUCAAAGGGAAUCCUAGAUCUGAUGAAAACAGAUUGAACAAAAGAGCUUCAGUGGUGACUGGAGUUACCGCAGAGACUGGACGAGAAUCGAGAUCAGGAAUGGUAACUCCUAAUGGAUCUGACACCAUGGCUCAGAGAGUAGCUAGUAUCCAAGCGAAACUGGAAUUAGCUCUGAAUGUAGUCUCUUCACAGAGAUCGGCGAGCGUAAUGACUUCUUCUACGCUUCCGACAGAAGCUGAGACUGGUAACGAAACGGAUAACGAAGGUGACCUCACUACUACUCAAAAGAUUGAUGUUCGAACAGUCCCUAGUGAAAGCGUAGAGGGAGGUUCUGAGACUGACAAAGAAGCGAACAAACAAACUCCCAUGGGAUCUCGACGACCCUCCAACACCGAUAACCGUAUAUCGUCCAAAAAGGAAGGAAUACCAACUCUACCAGAGACUGGAGAUGUCAUAAACCCGAUAGGCAGUGACGAGUUCGUUUCUGCAGAUGAAUCUUUUCCCGCAGCCAAACAUGGCGAAAUCAAAAAUAAAAUCAACCCUUCCUCUCCUAUUAUAAUGAAGCCAGAAUCGACCACUAGACGAAUCAAAGCUUUGCCCAAAGGUAGAAAUGGGAAUGGGUUUAAAACCAUUACUCCUCCUUCAGAGAUCGAUAGUGACGACUCGAAUUAUACAGCUCAUCCUGGUAAGAGUCACAAAGAAAAAUCCAAAUGGAAGGAAUCAAAUGAUGUAGCGACUGUAGAUGGGAAGAGACUAUCAGCAAUGUCAAGUACUACCAUCGCAUUUGGACAAGCUGUCUGA
This is a messenger RNA of Kwoniella shivajii, 4077 nucleotides long. RefSeq lists its product as uncharacterized. The transcript is spliced from 16 exons. The record is from RefSeq and is a predicted model, not a curated record. Gene Ontology annotation, biological process: regulation of Rab protein signal transduction. Gene Ontology annotation, cellular component: cytoplasmic vesicle. NCBI's taxonomy places the organism in Eukaryota, Fungi, Basidiomycota, Tremellomycetes, Tremellales, Cryptococcaceae. The coding region runs from base 1 to 4077 and encodes 1358 amino acids.